Lactuca virosa is the source of this 1254-nucleotide messenger RNA. The record is from the annotation of a GenBank genome assembly. Lineage: Eukaryota; Viridiplantae; Streptophyta; Magnoliopsida; Asterales; Asteraceae.
GUCAAAAUACAUCCCAUGUACCGACAAACCUCUCUCUCUCUCUCUCUUUCUCUCUCACAGUCUCGCUUUGUUGUUUUCGUACUUCUGCAAAAUCUCUCUGCUUUAUCUGUCUAUAUCGAUACGUUGGUACACGUAUAUAUGCACACACAUACAAGUUUUGUCCGUAAAAUCCAAACCCUAGAUAACGAUCUUUGAAUGUUCGGAUCCAAAUCGACGAUCAGCAUUACUACUAGACGGUUUGAUUGAAGUUAAUAGAAGAGAGAUUUGGGCCUUUUUUCUUCUUCGGGAUCGAUUUCAGAGAAAGAAAUGUAUAAGAACCAGCUUCAAGAGCUGGCUCAGAGGAGCUGCUUUAACUUGCCGUCGUAUACGUGUAUCAGAGAAGGUCCAGAUCACGAGCCUCGUUUCAAGGCCACUGUUAACUUCAACGGCGAUACAUAUGAGUGCCGGAACUACUGCACGACGCUGAGACAGGCGGAGCAUUCCGCCGCUGAGGUGGCUCUCAAUUCGCUUGCUACCCAUGGCCCCUCUAAUUCUUUAGCUGCUAAAAUACUGGAUGAAACAGGGGUGUACAAGAACCUUUUGCAAGAGGUGUCUCAAAGGGUAGGAUCGUCAUUGCCAACAUACACAACCACUAGAUCGGGACUUGGGCAUUUCCCUGUGUUCACCUGCACUGUAGAUUUGGCUGGUUGCAUAUUUACAGGUGAAGCAGCUAAGAACAAGAAGCAAGCUGAAAAAAACGCAGCCAUGUCUGCUUGGUUAUCUCUAAAACUCUUGGCCCAACAAUCAGAAACUUUUUCAUUACAAAAGGGUAACAUUGAGAUUGAGGAGCAAGAACAUGUCACAGUAGCUCGUGCUUUACAGAAGUUUAGGUUAAAGGCAAAAAUGACUAAUAUACCCUUUCCAAUCAGGUUUCCAACACCAAAACCAAAACUAGCUACUACACAAUCACCUCAAUCGUCUACAACAACUUCAAAAAUCCUUCCUUUAAUAUGCCCUAAAACUACCACAACCCGGCCCCACAAGUUCCCUGCAGCUGAAGCACCACCAUAUGUUCCUGUGGGCCACUUCAUGGCUCAUUGUAGGAUCGCGCCACCUGUCACUAUACGUAACACGAUUCCUGUUUUCUCUGCUCUGCCGCCACGAAUGGGUGUUGCACCACCGCCACCGCCGCCUAAUCAGCUUUUUCCGGUGACUAUCCGGCGAACUGUCAUUGAAGAUGUUGUGAAGCCAUUAAAGGAAGAGGAGAGAAGUUGA